Messenger RNA from Salvia hispanica, 4793 nucleotides. RefSeq names its product ABC transporter G family member 35-like. Gene Ontology annotation, molecular function: ABC-type transporter activity; ATP hydrolysis activity; ATP binding. Gene Ontology annotation, cellular component: membrane. The record is from RefSeq and is a predicted model, not a curated record. Lineage: Eukaryota; Viridiplantae; Streptophyta; Magnoliopsida; Lamiales; Lamiaceae.
AAAUCAUCACCUCUCAAACUCUCCAAAGACUUAUUCACACAUUUCCAAAAACUGAUUUUGGAAACAAUCAAAGUUAAUCUACCAACCCAAAACACUACCCUUUUUAUCCCUUUUCAACUCUCACCAAACCCUCAUUCUACUCAAUAUUCUCCCCAUUUUCAUCUCUUUCACACAUUAUUCUUGAUCCAAUUUUUUUUGCAACGACAAUUUUUCUUCAUUUCUUGACACAAUAGACAAGAAAUGGAGGAUAGAAUGAGGCGUUCGGGGCGGCAAACGAGCCGCAGCGCCAGCCGGAGGAUGGUGGAGGAGGUGUUUGCCGGCUCCACCGCGUCGAGGAGGCAGAGCGUUAGGGCGGACGAGGACGAGGAGGCCCUGCGAUGGGCGGCGCUCGAGAAGCUCCCGACAUACGAUAGGCUGAGGAAAACCGUGUUGAAAUCGUUCAUGGAGGCGCCGAGUCAAGGGAGAGUUAAGGUUGUUCACAAAGAGAUUGAUGUGAGAAAAAUGGACAUGAAUGAGAAGCAAGAAUUCAUUGACAGAUUCUUCAAAGUUGCUGAGGAAGAUAAUGAGAAGUUCUUGACAAAGUUUAGAGAUCGCAUUGAGAAGGUCGGAAUUUCCCUACCUACUGUUGAAGUGAGAUUCGAACACUUGACUGUGGAGGCGGACUGCUUCGUCGGAGAUCGGGCGCUUCCAACGCUGAUCAACACGGCGCGCAACAUCGGCGAGACGGCGUUAGGCUGCAUAGGAAUUAGGCUGGCUCAGAAAACUAAACUCACUAUACUAAAAGACGUCUCAGGCAUCAUAAAGCCUUCUAGGAUGACCCUUUUACUAGGGCCACCAUCUUCAGGGAAAACAACUCUUUUGUUGGCUCUGGCAGGAAAAUUGGACCCAGCUUUGAAGACAAGGGGAGAAAUCACAUACAAUGGGCAUCUGCUAGAUGAAUUUGUACCUCAAAAAACAUCAGCAUACAUUAGCCAAAAUGAUGUUCAUGUAGGAGAAAUGACUGUCAAAGAAACCCUAGAUUUCUCGGCAAGAUGCCAAGGGGUCGGAUCUCGAUACGAACUUUUGACUGAGCUUGCAAGAAGGGAAAGGGAAGCAGGUAUUUUUCCUGAGGCAGAAGUUGACUUGUUUAUGAAGGCAACUGCUAUGGAAGGUGUAGAGAGCAGCCUUAUUACAGACUACACUUUAAGAAUAUUAGGACUAGACGUUUGCAGGGACACAAUUGUUGGAGAUGAGAUGAUGAGAGGAAUAUCUGGAGGCCAAAAGAAACGUGUCACAACAGGAGAGAUGAUUGUUGGCCCAACAAAGACACUCUUCAUGGAUGAGAUAUCCACAGGCCUAGACAGCUCCACAACAUUUCAAAUUGUCAAAUGUUUGCAACAAAUUGUGCACCUAACUGAGGCCACCAUCUUCAUGUCCCUCCUCCAGCCGGCCCCCGAGACGUUCGAUCUAUUCGACGACAUCGUCCUCCUCUCCGAAGGCCAGAUCGUUUACCAAGGCCCAAGAGAACAUGUAGUUGAGUUCUUUGAGAGUUGUGGCUUCAAAUGCCCUGAGAGAAAAGGCACUGCUGAUUUCUUACAAGAGGUGACAUCAAGAAAAGACCAAGAGCAAUACUGGGCAGACAAGCACAGACCAUACAGUUAUAUCCCGGUGAGCGAGUUUGUGAGGAGGUUCAAGCGCUUCCACGCGGGACUACGCCUUGAAAACGAGCUCUCGGUCCCGUACGACAAAAGCAGAAGCCACAGCGCCGCCCUGGUGUUCAAAAAAUACUCAGUCCCAAUGAUGGAGCUACUCAAGGCCAACUUUGACAAGGAGUGGCUCCUCAUUAAACGCAACUCGUUCGUCUACGUCUUCAAGACGGUCCAGAUCUUCAUCGUGGCCAUCAUCACCUCCACACUAUUCCUGAGGACUCAGAUGCACACCAGGAACGAGGACGACGCCUCAACCUACAUUGGCGCCCUGUUGUUUAGCAUGAUCUGCAACACCUUCAACGGCUUCGCAGAGCUGUCUCUCGCCAUACAGAGGCUUCCGGUCUUCUACAAACAGAGAGACCUUCUCUUCCACCCUGCUUGGACUUAUACUCUCCCAAACUUUCUCCUCAGAAUCCCUAUAUCCUUGUUCGAGGCCGUGGUUUGGACGCUUACAACGUAUUACACAAUCGGAUUCGCCCCACAAGCGGCCAUAUUCUUCAAGCAGUUGAUUCUCACCUUCGUCAUCCAGCAGAUGGCUGCAGGGAUAUUCAGGCUGACUGCAGGGCUGUGCAGAACCAUGAUCAUUGCCAACACGGGAGGCGCCCUCACUCUCCUCCUCGUGUUCCUUGUAGGCGGCUUCAUCCUCCCCAAAGACAAGAUUCCUGACUGGUGGGGAUGGGCGUAUUGGUGUUCGCCUCUCUCGUACGCAUACAACGCCAUUACUGUAAACGAGAUGUUCGCUCCCAGAUGGAUGAACCAAGCGGCGUCAGACGGGAUCACGCCAUUAGGCAUAGCGGUUUUGAACAACUUCAACAUCUUCCCGGAUAAAAACUGGUAUUGGAUUGGAUUUGGAGCUCUUGUCGGAUUCACGUUGCUCUUCAACAUUCUAUUCACAUUCUCACUCAUGUAUCUCAACCCUCUUGGGAAGCCACAGGCUAUAAUAUCUAAGGAGCAAGCAAGGGAGAUGGAAGAGGAGUUGAUUGGAACUAAUGCACCGAGACUCAGGCCAACCAGGUCGAAAAAUGACUCUUUCCCCCGAGCCUUGUCGACAAGAGAUGGAAACAAAACUUUUGAAAUGACGAUGCAACGGAUGAGUAGUGGUUCGUUAAAUAGGAACGACGACUUAAACCUUGGUAUGGCGCCAAAGAGGGGAAUGGUGCUCCCGUUCACCCCUCUAUCCAUGUCCUUCGACAGUGUAAACUAUUUUGUCGACAUGCCACCGGAAAUGAGGGAACAAGGAGUCACCGAGGAUAGGCUACAGUUGCUACGUGAUGUAACCGGGGCGUUCAGGCCUGGAGUGCUGACGGCCUUAAUGGGAGUGAGCGGAGCAGGUAAAACGACGCUGAUGGACGUUCUAGCUGGCAGAAAAACCGGCGGUUACAUUGAAGGUGACAUCAUGAUAUCCGGAUUUCCCAAGAAAAAAGAAACAUUUGCAAGAAUCUCUGGAUACUGUGAACAAACCGACAUACAUUCGCCUCAAGUUACCAUCCAUGAAUCUCUCAUCUACUCGGCCUUCCUCCGUCUCCCUAAAGAAGUCUCCAAGGAGCAGAAGAUGGCCUUCAUUGAUCAAGUUAUGGAUCUUGUUGAGUUGGAGAAUCUCAAGGACGCCAUUGUAGGCAUCCCCGGGAUAACAGGGCUAUCGACAGAGCAGAGGAAACGACUGACCAUCGCGGUUGAGCUAGUUGCGAAUCCUUCGAUUAUAUUCAUGGAUGAGCCCACUUCUGGGCUUGAUGCAAGAGCUGCUGCCAUUGUUAUGAGAACUGUGAGAAACACAGUUGACACUGGGAGAACUGUUGUUUGCACCAUCCACCAACCUAGUAUUGAUAUUUUUGAAUCUUUUGAUGAGUUGCUUCUCAUGAAGAGAGGAGGCCAGGUUAUCUAUGCAGGGCCGUUAGGCCGCCAUUCGCAGAAAAUCAUCGACUACUUUGAGGCGGUUCCGGGAGUUCCGAAGAUCAAAGACAAGUACAAUCCAGCAACAUGGAUGCUGGAAGCGAGCUCAAUCGCGACAGAAUCCCGACUAGGAAUGGAUUUUGCAGACUACUACAAAACCACAGAGUUAUAUGAGAGAAACAAGGCAUUGGUGAAGGAGCUGAGCACGCCGGCUCCAGGCGCGCAUGACUUGCACUUUGAAACAGAGUUCUCACAGUCAAGUUGGGUGCAGUUUAAGUCCUGCCUCUGGAAACAAUGGUGGACUUACUGGAGAAGCCCCGAUUACAACCUCGUCCGCUACUUCUUCACCCUCGCUUGCGCCCUCCUUGUUGGCACCGUCUUCUGGAGAGUCGGCCACAAAAAGGAUAGCGACUCGGAUCUAUUGACAGUCAUCGGGGCUAUGUACGCCUCAGUCUUGUUUGUCGGAAUAAACAACUGCUCAACGGUUCAGCCCAUUGUUGCCAUCGAAAGAACAGUUUUCUACAGAGAGAGGGCUGCAGGAAUGUACUCUGCCUUACCUUAUGCCCUGUCUCAGGUGAUCGUAGAAAUACCAUAUGUGCUCAUCCAGACAACCUACUACACCUUGAUCGUGUACGCCAUGGUGAGCUUCGAAUGGACAUUCGCGAAAUUCUUCUGGUUCUAUUUCGUCACUCUCUUCUCCUUCCUCUACUUCACCUACUACGGCAUGAUGACCGUCUCCAUCACACCCAACCACCAAGUUGCAGCCAUCUUUGCAGCCGCAUUCUACGCCCUCUUCAACUUAUUCUCGGGCUUCUUCGUCCCAAGACCGAAAAUUCCCAAAUGGUGGGUGUGGUACUACUGGAUCUGCCCGGUGGCGUGGACCGUGUACGGCCUAAUCAUCGGACAGUAUGGAGAUGUGACCAAAACUAUAACGGUGGCAGGAAACAAUGGACCAACAUCACCUAUGAUCAAGGAUUAUAUUCAAGAUCAUUUUGGGUAUGAUCCUGAUUUUAAAGGCCCGGUUGCUACAGUUUUGGUUGGUUUUGCAGUUUUCUUUGCUUUCAUGUAUGCUUACUGCAUCAAGAAUCUCAAUUUCCAGAUGAGGUAGAGCUAAAGGUAGAUAUACAGGAGUAUCAAAUGUGAAUUAUUUGUAGAUAUAUAUUUUUGAACGCAUAUGGAUAAUAUAUAAAAGUAGUGCUACAUGCAAUUUUGUGA